UUGCUUUAAACGGUGCUGCUGAAAAACCCCUCACUUUCCCUCCGAAACACACAGCGCACAGAACAAUGGGAGGAGAAGAAAAACGGCACCAGAUGAUGCAGAAUCUCUUCGGAGAUGAAUCCGACGAGGAAGAUGAACUCGAAUCCAAUCCUCAACUCCAUUCCGAUGAAGGAGAGGGAGAGGUAGGCCAAAACGGAGAAGGAGAAGAGGAAGGAGAAGGAGAGGUGGAAAUAGAGAGUGAAGGAGAGAGGGAGCAGAUUUCUCAUGAGAUUGAAGAGGAGGUUGGUGAUCAGAGAGAACAAGAGAGAGGAGCUAGGGAUUCGGAUAGUGAUGCUAAAGAUGAUUAUAGUCAGCGCGUUGUUACUAGCCGGCGUAGGGAUGUUGUUGAAAGUGGAUCUGAGGAGAAUCAUUUCAAUGAAAAUGAUGGCGAAGAAGUUGAUGCAGCUAGAAGCCUAAGCGGGUCACCUAGAGAUGAGAAUGAUCAAACUCGUGAUUUGCAUUCUGCCCCGGAAAUCCGUGAUGUAUUUGGUGAUUUUGACGAUGAAGAGGAGGACAUGGGGUAUGCAGCUCAGCAGGACAUUGGACAAGAUUCAAAUAGAUAUCCAGCGGAUGCAGAAGGGAGUUAUGGAAAGAGCCUGAGACCAGAGGAUAUACUUGCUGAUGAAGGUCAUCAAUAUGAAUUAGAGGAGGAAAACAUUGAAAUGAAAACUAAAGAUAAGCCACUUGGGCCCCCCUUGGAGUUAGAGAUUCCAUUACGUGAACCACCAGCUCUUCCUAAUAAGAUGAACUUGAUUAAAGUUUCCAAUAUCAUGGGUAUUGAUCCAAAACCUUUUGAUCCUAAAACAUAUGAGGAAGAGGAUACCUUUGUAACUGAUGAACUUGGAAACAAGAAGCGCAUACGCUUGGAGAACAAUAUUGUACGUUGGAGAGAAGUCAAAAAUCCUGAUGGCACAACUUCUGUUGAAAGCAACGCUCGAUUUGUAAGGUGGUCUGAUGGUAGUCUUCAGUUGUUAAUUGGGAAUGAAGUUCUUGACAUAUCAGAGCAGGAUGCCCAGCAUGAUCAAUCACAUCUUUUCCUUAGACAUGGAAAGGGAAUCCUGCAAUCACAAGGAAGGCUAUUACAGAAAAUGAGAUUUAUGCCAUCUUCCUUGUCCUCAAAUUCUCAUCGGUUGUUGACUGCUAUUGUUGACUCAAGGCAGAGGAAGGUUUAUAAGGUUAAAAACUGUGUUACAGACAUUGAUCCUGAGAAGGAAAAGGAGGAAAAGGAAAAGGCUGAAAGUCAAACUAUUAGGGCUAGCGAACUGCUUAGCCGUAAGCGUGACAAGGUGAAUAAAAAAUAUACUCCAACUGACAGGAGGCCUCAACUUUCUCCUGGGUUUUUAGAGGAUGCAUUGGACGAGGAUGAUGAAGCAGAUUACUACGAUCCUCGUCAUAAACAGCGUCACUUUGAGGACGAAUUGGAAGCUGAAGUCCGGGCAGAGAAAAGGAUUAUGAAUGCUAAGAAGUCACAGGGACCAAAGAACAUCCCCCGUAAGUCAUCUAUUCCACCAGCAAAAUCCUCACGGAACCCAUUGGGUUACCCAUAUGAGAGAGAGGAAUCUGAAUAUGAAACUGAUGAAGACGAAGAAGAAGAAAUACCUCAUUCACGUACGAGGGAUGAUGAUACUGAGCCGGAGUAUGAGGACUCUGAAGAAGAUGAUGAAGAGACUGCUCAAGCCGAUUCUGCUGCUUCAGAAGAGGAAGAAGAGGAGGAACCGAAGCAUAAGAGUCGGGAUUUAAAAGGUAAGGUCAAAAGGAAGGGGUUUGAAUCUGAAGAACACUCUCUUCCUAGAAAACCAACCAAUCGGCGAAUGACCAUUGUGUCUGACAGUGACGACGAAUGAAAUUCUGUUCUUGCAAUUGGAAUUUGGAAGGAGCAAUGCUUUUUGCUGCAGCACAAGCUGAGAUGACGACUCGUUUUGCUUUUUCCCUCCUCUAUAUUCAUGCUUAUACAAACUUAAAUUUUAAAGUUAUAGACACAUCAAGAAGAACCACAGGCACACAUCAAUUGGUAAUUUGUCUCAGGUCUUGUUGUAUGUUUACAUUUCCCAAAACAAUGGUCGAAUCUUCUCCAUAAAGUUGCUAAGCUAUAUGGAAAGUGAUAGGGUGAUCAAAUCCAAAUAAAAACUGCAAUUGAUAAAAAAAAAACUGAAUAUUUUUUGAUGUGUUUCGAUACUCUUUUAUGAAAACUGUUUAGAUCGGAUUGGGUUUCUGUUGUAUGUUUGGAUCCAGAAAUGUAGUAAAUUGGGGCCAAAUUAUUUGACUAUAUUUGUAUGUAUUUACAUAAAUGAGAUGUGUUAAAAUACGAGAGACUAAGAGACAUUUGAAUAAACCGUGUGUUUUGAAAAACACUACGGAGACUUUAUUAUAUAUAGAGAUUAUAGCUAAUUACAUGAUAUAGUCGAUGUAAGACUAUCCUAUAUACAAAUAUUAUUAACACUAUAUAUUUACAAAUAUCAACACUCCCCAUAAGCUUGAGCUUAUAAGUUUAAAGCACCAAGCUUGUCACAUAUAUAAUUAGUUCUGAGACUUCGCAGGGAUUUUGUAAACACAUCUGCCAAUUGAUCAUUAGAGUUGACAAAGCUUGUGACGAUGUCGUCUGAUUCAAUUUUCUCUCUGACAGUGACAAUCUAUCUUAAUAUGUUUGGUCCUCUAAUGGAAGACUGAAUUUGAAGCAAUGUGCAAUGCAACUUGAUUAUUACAAACAAGUGUUAUUGGGCUUGCUUCUUCAAUUUGAAGUUCUUUAAGCAACUGUUUUGACCAAAUGAGUUUACAUGUUGCCAUUGCUAUGGCCCUAUACUCUGCCUCGACGCUUGAUCUUGCAAUUACGUUUUGUUUCUUACUUUUCUAGGAUAUAAGGUUUCCUCCAACAAGUACACACUACUCAGAGGUGGAUCGUCUAUCAAUAGGUGACCCUGCCCAAUCAGCAUCGGAGUAUCCAACUAUCGGAGUAUGUCCUUUAUCUUCAUACACUAGACCCUGGAGCACAUUUAAUGUAUCUCAGAAUCUGGAUAACAACAUCCACGUGUUCCUGACAAGGGGAAUUUAAGAUCUGGCUUACCACUCUGACUGUUAAAGAAAUUUCCGGACGAGUGACUGUGAGAUAAUUCAACUUUCCAACCAAUCUCCUAUACCUUAGUCAAAUAGAGACUCUCCCUGAUUGGAUAGUAGUUUGACACUUGGUUCCAUAGGAGUAUCAAGUGGUUUAACAAUCAACAAACUUGUUUCUUUCAAAAUAUCCAUAGCAUAUUUCCGCUGAGAAAUCACGAAACCACCUUUAGAUUGGGCUACCUAAAUACCCAAGAAAUAGCGGAGUUUAUCAAAAUCUUUUGUCAGAAAUUGAUUCGACAAAUGUUGUUUCAAUUAGGGUUGCCUCCACUUAUCAAUCAUUGCUUGCCUAAACGAAACCACCUUUGAAGAACACGCAUUUUAUCAAUCAUUUCUUGCCUCCACUUAGGGUGAGAUAAUGCUUCAUCUAGAGUUUUAGGAAAAGAAACAGAAGACAAAGAAGUAUACUGCAAACGGGAAAGACGAUGAUAACAUAAAUCAAUAUAAUAUGGAGAAAGAUUUCGUGUUUGACGCAUAUCUUUUCGAAGGGCAAUUGGAAGAUUGGACUCAGGUUGUAGGAUCGGGUCCGGUGAUGGCGAGAGCGUCAGUGGAGAGUCUGCAAUGGCCUCAGGGACAUGUACGAUCUCAAGGACAUUUACGGCCUCAGGGACAGGUACGACAGGUGUUGGUUGACGACGCUGAUAUGUUUGAAGUAGGCGAGAAGUGUGGGGGGUCAAUCGUACGGGUAUCUAGCGGGCCAGGUUCCAUAGUAUGAUGGGGAACAAUGGCAGAUGGGACUUCUAGAAGAGGUGUGGGAGUACUUUCCUGAAGGGGUUCUGAAGUUACUUGGCUGGACUUGAAAUAUAGAACCAACUCGAAGAAGGUAACAUCGGCCGAUACGAGGUAUUGUUGUAAAGUAUAUGAAUAGCAACGAUAACCUUUUUGGUAUCGAUGAUACUCAAGAAAGACACACUUUAUUGAUCGAGCUGAUAGUUUAUCAAGAUCAGGAGAUAAAUUGUGUACAAAACAUAUGUAUCCGAAGACUCGGGGAGGAAUUGGGUGAAGUGGGGAAUUGGAAAAAAGGAUUGAAUGAGGGAUUUUAUUGUUAAGGACAGAAGAGGGCAUGCGAUAUAUAAGGCAACAUGCCUUUAGCACAUCAUCCCCCCAAAACCGAAGUGGAACAUUACCAUGGAGAAGUAGGGUCCGAGUGGUUUCUAUGAGAUGCCGAUUUUUGCGUUCGGCUACCAUGUUUUGUUGAGGUGUAUAAGGGCAAGAUGUUUGGUGGAGAAUACCAUUGUUGGACAUAAAAGUUUGAAAUUGUUGGAAUAAGUAUUCACGAGCAUUGUCACUUCUUAAGGUACGAAUAGACACACCAAAUUGAGUUUUUAUUUUUUUAUAAAAUUAUUCAAAAAUAAAAAAUAAAUGAGAUCUAUUUUUCAUUAUAAAUAACCACGUGCAACGUGAAAAAUCAUCAAUAAAAGUGACAAAAUACCUAGACUCAAAAUAGUAUAGACAGUACGUGAGGAACCCUAAACAUCGGAGUGAACUAAGUGGGUCCGUUUGGUUCAAUGGAGGGGAG
This is a messenger RNA of Vicia villosa (hairy vetch), 4666 nucleotides long. RefSeq names its product protein LEO1 homolog. The transcript is spliced from 12 exons. Gene Ontology annotation, molecular function: RNA polymerase II C-terminal domain phosphoserine binding. Bases 66 to 1883 code for a protein of 605 amino acids. NCBI's taxonomy places the organism in Eukaryota, Viridiplantae, Streptophyta, Magnoliopsida, Fabales, Fabaceae. Gene Ontology annotation, cellular component: Cdc73/Paf1 complex; nucleus. Gene Ontology annotation, biological process: positive regulation of transcription elongation by RNA polymerase II; transcription elongation by RNA polymerase II. The record is from RefSeq and is a predicted model, not a curated record.